AUGAAGUGGUUAUACUCUGUUCUUGCUCUCUUCUCCGUCCAGGUCGCUCUCGCUGCCCCCCAACUGAAAAAGCGCACCAGCACUUCUGAGGCCUGCUCUGUUGGAUACUGUACCUUGAACGGCGGUACCACCGGCGGUGGAAGCGCUACUGCUGUUACGGUGUCUACCCUCGACGAUCUCGUUUCUGCUGUAGAAGGUGACGAUUCCAAGGUCGUCAUCAUCGAUGGUACCAUUACCGGUAGUGAGGCCGUCUCUGUCGGCUCGAACACGAGCGUCCUCGGAGCAUCCGGUGCCACUCUCAGCGGUGUCGGCCUUCGUGUCAAGGAUGUUUCGAACGUUAUCAUCCGUAAUGUCAAAAUCGAGAAGGUUUUGGCCGAUGCUGGUGACGCUAUCGGUGUCCAGGCUGCUUCUCAGGUGUGGAUCGACCACAACGAUCUCUCCAGCGACCAGGACCAUGACAAGGACUACUACGAUGGUCUCUUGGACAUCACCCACGGAUGCUACGGCGUCACCGUCAGCAACAACUACCUCCACGACCAUUGGAAGGCCUCCCUCGUCGGUCAUUCUGACAGCAACGGAGACGAAGAUGCUGCCCUCCGAGUGACGUACUUUGGUAACUUCUUCGAGAACCUGAACUCCCGUGGUCCCUCAUUCCGCUUCGGUGAGGGCCACAUCUUCAACAACUACUACAGCAGCAUGAAUGAUGGCAUCAACACGCGUGACGGUGCGGAGCUCUUGGUGGAGAACAACGUCUUUGUCGACUCUGACGAGGCUCUCUAUUCGACCGAUGAAGGCUACGCCGUCGCUUCCGGCAACGACUUUGGUGACUCCGAGAACACUGCUGACACCGGCACUAUAUCCGCUUCAGACCUUGGCUACGACUACGACUUGAUUGACACUGACAGUGUCGCGUCUUCUGUCCAGUCUGAAGCCGGCCAGACAUUGUCCUUCUAA
Guyanagaster necrorhizus is the source of this 954-nucleotide messenger RNA. RefSeq names its product pectin lyase-like protein. Bases 1 to 954 code for a protein of 317 amino acids. The transcript is spliced from 9 exons. NCBI's taxonomy places the organism in Eukaryota, Fungi, Basidiomycota, Agaricomycetes, Agaricales, Physalacriaceae. The record is from RefSeq and is a predicted model, not a curated record. Gene Ontology annotation, molecular function: pectate lyase activity.